Molecule: messenger RNA, 471 nt
Organism: Doryrhamphus excisus (bluestripe pipefish)
Lineage: Eukaryota; Metazoa; Chordata; Actinopteri; Syngnathiformes; Syngnathidae
Gene: bglap
Product: bone gamma-carboxyglutamate (gla) protein
Biological process (GO): bone development; regulation of cellular response to insulin stimulus; osteoblast differentiation
Cellular component (GO): extracellular region
Molecular function (GO): calcium ion binding; structural constituent of bone; hydroxyapatite binding
Source: RefSeq, a predicted model, not a curated record
AUGAAGACUUUGGCCAUCUUGGUUUUCUGCUCCCUGGCUGUCAUGUGUCUGUCCUCAGACUCCACGGAUUCCCAGGGUGACGACGACAACAACAACAACAACGGUCGUCGUGACAACUACCGCCUGUACGACAGCUACGCUCGCCGCGACAACGGCUACUACGACAACGGCCGCCGCGACAACGGCUACUACGACAACGGCCGCCGCGACAACGGCUACUACGACAACGGCCGCCGCGACAACGGCUACCACAACAACGGUUACUAUGACAACGGUCAUCACGGUGUGUUUGUGGAUCAGAGGCAGGCCGCCGCCGUCGUGCAACCCAGGGCCGCUCCUCGAGAAUUGACCUUGACCCAAGUGGAGAACCUGAGAGAGGUGUGCGAGACCAACUUGGCUUGCGAGCACAUGAUGGGCACAUCCGGAGUCGUCGCCGCCUACAACGCCUACUACGGCCCCGUCCCUUAUUAG